AGAUAAAGGGGUAAUUUAUUAUAGAUCUGGGGGUCGAUCAUUAAUUUUUAGUUUCACUCCUGUUUUACAACAGACCAGAGAAUAGAGACGUGGAUAAUUAUAACCAAGACUUGAAGAAGGAAGGCACUUUGUGAUCACUGUGAAGGAAUCUACUCACUGUAGGAGCCAAAUCAAGAAACUGGCUGGACAGAUAGCUUAUUAUUUGUAUAAAUAUUAGCCUCGAUUCCAGGCCGCUCUCAAUUGAGAAAGACGGCCUGGUAUACACUGUCUGCGCAUGCGUCAAUUGCCCCAAGAAUCUUGGGGAUCGAGAUAUCUUAUGUCAAUGGCAUCACGAAAUAAACGUAAGCGAUUAGCAUCUGAGAGCGUUGAAUAUGGCAACACAACUAAACGUUCAAGAAAAGAGCAACCCUAUUUUUCAACAGAAAGCCAACCUGGACCAUCAUUUCCACAUCAUAGUGAACAGCACUUCUUGUCGGCUAGCCCAACCCCAGAUGUUAGUUGGUCCUCUAAACCUACCAGUUCACCAAGUACGAGCUAUCGUUAUGAUCGUUAUGAAGCUGAAUCUAGCCAACGCUGUGAUGCUCGUAUACUUCUUCAUAAGAUUAGGAAACGACAAUCGUCUGAUCAUGAAUUAAGAUAUCAAUCAGUGAAGAAAUCUCCUCACAAACGACUAAAACAGGAGCAUAUGUCACAAGCUGAUCUGUGCAAUCCUUAUUCUCAUUUUUCCGAAAAGAAUGCAAUCCACUUACUCCAAGACAUUGUAAAAUUUAGAAAGCGGAUGCAUGAUGAUGGAACUGUUGAAAAGAUUCUCAACAUAUUAACAACAAAUUCAGAGACUGAAUUGCUUGUCAUGCUAAUUCAAGCUCUAUCCAGGACUAACUUAAAAAGUUUAUCAAAACAACUGUUUUCCCCAGUAUCAAAUGCAUCUUUUUUUCACUGCAUUAGCUCAAUGGUUUGCUCAAUGCCCCAAGAACAAAAUAAGCAUAAAAGAAAUUCAUUCGUUAAAAUUUUAAGUGACAUUGCUAAGUUGUUUAGGGAACUGUUGGAAGUUAACCCGUUAAAAGCUUUUUUACACCUACCUAUUGAUUCAUGCUGUGGGACAGUGGAGCAAUUGUCUCGACAAGAUUAUAUGUUCAAAAGUGUUGAAGAAAGCCUUUUGCAACUCAGAGCCCAAAGAGAUUCAAUUCGACAGGGAUUGUAUGAUGUUAAGGAUUGUGAAUCAGUUCCUGAUAUGAUUGCCUUGCCCACAGAAGAGGAGUUACAUAGUGCCACCUUCCUCACAGCACUUAGAAAAAACAUUAUCAAGGGAGAGUUUCCAAGCGAUACCGACUACAUUUCUAUCUUCUAUAGCCUUGUAAGGGAAGAUUUCAUUCAACCUCUUCGAGAAGCUCUUCACAAAGUUAAACGCGAAGAGCAAUUCCUUUAUAAAAAUGUUUCUAUUGAGAGUUGCUCAGCAGUCGAUUUAAGCAAUGAGGAUGUCAUAUGUAGACUGAAGUUCUCUACAACGAGGCAAGUUAAAUGGCAAUAUUCUAAAAGGCUUACUUACGGUAGCCUGUUGUGCUUGUCUGAUGAUGACUUUGGUACAGUAAUUUUUGCUACUGUUUCAGAAAGAGAUAUUGAUGACUUAAAAAACAACUGUGUAGAAGUGAAACUCAUUGGAAAAGCUGCAGAAGACCCCAAGUAUGUUUCCCCAUCAAAAGAGUACAAAAUGUUUGAGUCACCAUGUUACUUUGAGGCAUAUGCUCCAAUUAUUCGCACACUUUGCUCUCUACGUGAGAACCUGAAGAAACUGCCGUUUAAAGACUAUAUUGUGAGGUGUAAAACUGACAUUAAAAAACCUCUAUACCUAGAAGAAAAUCAGGAUGCUACGUUUAGUCUGUGUGGUGUAAUUUGUUCUUGUGACCCACUAAAGUGUGAGCAUGACUCUUAUUCUGUUGAGGACAUUGAACAAGCUAAACUCAAUAAAUCCAGUAUUGUAUCUACAAAUUUAUCCCAGUCAAAAGCUCUUUGCACAGCUCUCACAAGAGAGCUAGUGUUGAUUCAAGGACCACCAGGCACUGGUAAAACCUAUGUCGGAUUGAAAAUUGUACAAUCUCUUUUGAUAAACAAAUCACUGUGGAAUCCAGGUAAAGGGCCCAUUAUGAUUGUCUGCUACACAAAUCAUGCUCUGGAUCAAUUUUUAGAGGGCCUUCUUCAUUUAAAAGAUCUCGAGGGAACUUUGGAAAUUAGAAGAGUUGGUGGCCGCUCAAAAAGUAAAACUUUGGAGCCUUACAACAUCAAAAAAUUUGUGAAUUUGGCCAAGAAAAAUAAAGGAAUCCGUUUCACAACAAAAAACUUUUUACGCAAUGUACAAAACAGACUUAAGCAUCUUACAGAUUUUCUUAAUGGUAGAAAUCCAUCGAUAAGUUCUGUUUCUAUGUAUAGUUUCUUCUUAAGUGAAGCUAUUAUUGAGGAACUUAGAUGGCACUGUGAUAUCUAUGAAAUGGUUGUACCUGUAUUGUCACAACUAGUGCCUAAAAAGACUGAAAAAAACCCUUUUCAUGAUUACAUUAAGGCAGAGAGACAUUUAUCAUUUGACGAUGACCGAGAAUAUACAAUAUUUGAAGAGAAGUCGCUAAAACAAUUUGUCUCUUUCUUCAAAAAAGUUGCUUCAAUGAGUAACAAAGAAGCUACUGAGUGUUUGGAGCAAUUAGCUGAAGAUGGAUGGUUACCUUAUGAUGUGCAUCUUAGACUGUUCAAAUAUUGUUUGGACAAGUUAAAGCAUGCCUGGCAAAGAGAAGCUGAACACACAGCACAAGAGAAUGCUGAGAAUGACAAGCGUAUACAGUUGAUUAGAGUAAACUGCUUGCAAGAAGCAGAUGUAAUCGGUGUAACUAUCAAUGGAGCGGCAAAAUAUAAGGCAGCCUUAACUCAAGUUAAGUCUAAGAUUUGUGUCAUUGAAGAAGCUGGAGAGGUUAUGGAACCACAUGUCAUAACCACCCUCACGCCACACACACAACAUCUGAUACUCAUUGGUGAUCACAAGCAACUGCGACCAAAAACUAACUCUGAUGUAAUUGGUCGAGAGUACAAACUGAAUAUAUCUAUGUUUGAGCGCCUCGUCAAUAAUGACUUCCCUGUUGAAACGCUCAAAAUCCAGCAUCGAAUGAGACCCGAGAUUUCACGUCUGGUGUCAACACAUAUUUAUGAUGGCUGUGUAGAAGAUAGUGAAACCGUUCAGAGUUACGAAGAUGUCAGUGGAAUGUUGCAUAACAUGUACUUCGUUGACCACCAUCAAUAUGAAAGCCGAGAUGAAGAUAACACUAGUCCAUUUAACACUCAUGAAGCAGCUUUUGUUGUAUACUUAACAAGAUAUUUGAUUCAGAACGGCAAUAAACCAGAGGAGAUUACAAUAAUAACACCCUAUCUUGGUCAACUAAGAGAAAUCAAACAGCAGAGUAAUAAACUUGAUGUUGAAGUAAAUGUAAGCACAGUUGACAAUUUCCAAGGUGAGGAGAAUGACAUAAUUCUGCUCUCUCUGGUUCGAAAUAAUAAAGAAGACGAUCUUGGCUUCACAAGAUUCAAAAACAGAGUUUGUGUUGCCAUGUCACGUGCAAAAAAAGGUUUCUACUGUAUUGGAAGCUUUUCUACUUUCAGAAAGAAAUCGAAAUUGUGGGAAUCGAUCUCAAGUGAUCUAGAACAAGAAGACCGUCUCAGUGAAGCCCUUCCACUCAGGUGUGUCUCUCACAAGAAUGUAACUCAUAUAUCCAGUGCCGAUGAUUUUAAUAAAAUUGAAGCAGGUGGAUGUAGAGAACUGUGCAAGGCUCGUCACUCGAUUUGUAACCAUGUUUGCGAUAGAUCAUGUCAUCCAGAUGACCAAAUGCACGAACGGCAUUGCACCCAACCUUGUCCUAAGAAGUGUGACAAAGAUUUGCAUCGGUGUGAAAGUAAAUGUGGGUUAAUUUGUCCUCCUUGUAAACAACCUAUGAAAAAGAAAAUUCCCAUGUGUGGUCACGACCAGCAAGUUCCAUGUAACAUUGAAGCUAGGGAAUUCUCAUGUACUAUGGACUGUAUGAAAACUCUGUCUUGUGGUCACCGUUGUAAACUAAAAUGCGGACAAGAUUGUUCUAGUAAACGGUGUAAGUUUUUCGUUACCAAGCAAUGGCCUUGUGGCCAUGAAGCACAAAGAGAGUGUCACGAAACUGAGUUAAACUAUUCACUAAAUUGCAAAUUUCGUUGUGACACAGUCCUAGCAUGUGGCCAUAAAUGCACCAGAACAUGUGGAGUAUGUCGUCAAGGGCGACUACAUAUGCCGUGUAAGGAUAAAUGCUCAAGAAAUCUUUUUUGUGGUCAUCCCUGUUCGGUAUCAUGUGCAAACAACUGCCCACCUUGUAUGAAAGAGUGUGUUUUCAAAUGUUCACAUGCUCCCUGUGGGCACAAAUGCUUUAAACAAUGCAAACCGUGCCCUCAUCGCUGUGAAUGGAAAUGUAAGCAUUUUCAAUGCACAAAAAAUUGCGGAGAGCUAUGUGAAAAGAAAAGGUGCUCAGAACCAUGUAAAAAGAAACUGAAGUGUAGUCACCAUUGCAUUGGUCUGUGUGGUGAGCCUUGUCCAGCUGUGUGUAGAGUAUGUAAUAAGGACUCUGACACAUUUGAAGUAUUCUUUGGUGAAGAAGAUAAUCCAGAUUCCCGCUUUGUUGAGCUGAAAGAUUGUAAACAUGUGAUAGAGGCUACGUCAAUGGAUAGGUGGAUGGAUAGUGGUGAUGAUGAUGCAAAUGUUAGUAUUAUGUGGAAGAAGUGUCCAAAGUGUAGUGUACAAGUGAUUUCCACCCUACGUUAUGCUAAUCAAGCCAAACAAGUGCUAGCAGAUAUGAAUCGUGCUAAAGAAAAGCUAUCUUGUACAUUAUCGAGGUCUGAUAGACACGAGUACUAUAGACGUGCCCAAGAACUCAGUGUCUCUGUAUACAGUUCACUCAGGCGCUCUACUAUUCGGAGAUCAUUGAUAGAUAAGUUUAGUGCCCGGUGUGAACGAUUCAAACGUGUUGAUAUAAAGCAUAAUGAUGCUUUACUAAUAGACUUCCUUGUUCUUUUCCAGUCCUUACAUCAGUCUCUCCUAACACUUAAAACGCUUGAUGAUAUUAUAGAUAGUAAAACAAUAGACAUCGUGAUUGAAAUUAAAUGGCUUCAAUCACAGACAAUUGAUUUCUUGAAUUGGCUGGUGGAAUGCUUAAAUCGUGAUCAUUUUACUGAUCAAGUACGACAAGAUUCCGAAAAUGAAAGCAGGCGUAUUUUCCUUCUAGGUCAGUUGUAUUGCCUCAGAUAUAAUGCCAAGAAAUUACGUGAUGCAAAAUUAUCUGAAUCUGAAAAUGCUGUGUUGCACAGCUUCAGACGAUACGAAUGUUUUGGAUGUCAACCAGCUGUCACUGUCACCGAAGAUAUUCUACAACAAGCGCUGGCUGAAAUGCAUCAAAUUUCAAACAAAUUGGCUAUGCCUUUGCCUAAAGAAGAGCGAACAAUGAUAAUCAAAGCAUUGGGUACCAAACGUGGUUCUUGGUAUAAAUGUCAGAACGGACACUUUUAUCAGAUUGGACAAUGCGGAGGAGCAAUGGAAACAUCAAAAUGUCCAGAGUGCUCAGCAGUUAUUGGAGGACAAAGUCACACACUUGCCUCUGGCAAUCAGCAUGCUGGAGAGUUUGAUGAUUCUUCACAUGCUGCGUGGUCUGAGGGUGCCAACUUAGCAAACUAUGAAGGCUUCAACUAGUUAAGGCCAAUCAGGCUUACCAAUCAUUGUUGCGUUCACAGUAAUUUAAACCCACAAUGCACAUUACAAUCAUUAUUUCACUUAGAGAAUCACAACUAAAUACACUCUAUGUCAAUUUCCACUGUUCAUUUUUUUAUGUUAGUAUACUAAAUCACUUUUAUGCAUGUACAUGUACAUGCAUCAUUCUGUUUACACCAUUGCCUGAUUUCGUAAACUUCUUUCAACGAUGGAAAGAAAAUCUUCACAAUUGCCAGAAGUCUGUUCAGAAAAUGUUUCAGAAUAUCAGAGAAAAAUUUUUAACCCAUCUCCUCGAAAAUUAAAGAGAUUCGUCAAAUAAUGAGCAGCCGACAGUGACUGUUAAACCAAUAUUAUUGGUGAAGCUGGAUCCAAAUAAAGACUAUUAAUUUUUUGCGGAAUCUAUACAGAUCGAAGCUGAUUGUUAACAUACUAUAGGGUGAUGAGAAGAGACGGACAAUUGUACCAGUCUACGUGUUGUAUGAGAGUGAGACUCGUGCAGUUCACCGGCUUGUUUUCACACAGUAGAACGUUUGCCUCAACUCCAGCACUAUGAAAACGUGCAGAGUAGAAUUAUUUUCAUGCAGUUUUUCUGUUGGUGCCCAGUGGACUGCUGCAAUGUGACAAUAACACUCAACAUUGAAUGCUUGAAAUUGGAAAGUUCAAACUGGUUCGAUACACCAUGCAGGAUCAGCAGAGAAUAGAUCCACACAUGGAAUCAUUAUCAAGGAGUUUUCCAAAGUUUUAGAAUUGCACAUCACUGCUGUGCAGUGCUCAAUACUAAUGGUGAUCAUAAGCGUGCAAGGUGCAACCCAGACUUAUAAACGAUUGCUCACAAAAAGUUCGAAUGUAACACGUACAGGAGCGUACACAUGCAGCACCAAAUGAAAUGUCCUGUAUUGUUUCGAAACUACAGUGCAAUUCAACAAAUCAAGUGACAACUACUCUAUAGGCUAUAAUAAGUCCGUACAGAGACGGACUUUUCAUUAUGUUUGCUCAGGAAUGUGAACAACUCAGAAUAAGGGGAGGUCCCAACGUCUAAAAUUGACUUCCACUCAUGAUCAAGUACGAGAAUAAAAUUAAUACCUGUCCGACCUUCAACUGUUGGCAAUUUAUAACAAUUAAAGGCUUGCCUGUGACUGGAAAUGCCUGCCUUGCGAUGAAAUCGAGGAUAAGAAAGCAAGGAGUAAUUUAUAUUCUCAGACAUUGCAAGUUUUAGAGAGCAACGUCUCUUAUCUGAAAAUCCACUGAUCAAAAUGCCUAUAAUGCUUGGAUAGAAAGCGUAUCACUAUUUUGGUGAGCGAGCGUGCCUGUUUUUGUAUCUGCUGUGACAAGUAGCUUCCAGGAAACACGAGACACUGCAUGCAUGGUCUAUCACAUGAUAUGCAAGUACAUGUAGACGAAAUAUCAAUAGAUCUAGUUUAACAAUUCCACGUGCCACUUCAAAAAUUCACAAAAUGAAACUCUAAUUGGCACUCACUGGGUGUGAAGUUAAUUCUGAUGAUCGAGAUGCUGUGAGUGUAAUGUACGAUUAUUACAUGCACAUGACACCCGUAUAUAAAUAGCUCAUACAAGUUAGCUUUACAACUGCAUUAUGUACAUAAUUAGUGUUUUUUUCAAAUAGUAAUUAGCCUACAUGAAGAAAAUUAAAUAUGUAUUAAAUUC
Molecule: messenger RNA, 7417 nt
Organism: Halichondria panicea
Lineage: Eukaryota; Metazoa; Porifera; Demospongiae; Suberitida; Halichondriidae
Product: NFX1-type zinc finger-containing protein 1-like
Exons: 3
Coding region: 275-5737 (1820 amino acids)
Biological process (GO): regulatory ncRNA-mediated heterochromatin formation
Cellular component (GO): nucleus; nuclear RNA-directed RNA polymerase complex
Molecular function (GO): helicase activity; zinc ion binding
Source: RefSeq, a predicted model, not a curated record